UCCCAGAUGACACACACAGAAAUUCCCAAUGGGGGUUAAAUUGGCAGAGCAUCCGAUGCAUAAUUCGAAGGUUUGGGCACCACCAAUCCACUUUAAUGCAUUUCUAUUUAUGUCAUAAUUACCACACUACAGCUAAAUAAAUCAAGCAUUGGCGUGGCUCUGUAGUAGACAAUUGAAUAAAUCAUGUCCCCCAUGGUUUCCUUGGUUAAUUUAUUCAUUUGGCUGUGUUUAACAAGAGAAGCAAGCCCCUCAAACAAUUCCAAUUCUUUUGUUUUAAACCCGCUUCAAUAUGUGACAACAACACUGCAACGUUUCUCACCCCUGUGCUUAAAUAAUGAAAUAACCUGUAUGCGAUGUAUUGAUAACAUUCACGUGACAUCCCACCAUGUUGGUACUCCAACAUGGCUGUUGCAGUGACUUCAAUGCGAGCCAUCUAUAAGUAAUAUGCCGCACUUUUUUGGCUGUUGUCAAGUUGAUUGAUACUUGUCGUAUUUGCACAUUUUUGCUUUAUAGUAAGGUCAGUCGGUAACUAGUCAAAGUGCAGCUAGCAAGCAAGCAGUAUGUCCAUUCUCACCAGAGCGCUUUCACCUGCAUGGAUAGCUCUGUUGAUCAAGAUAAGCCGUCCCAUCAUGUCAUGUAGGGAUGCUUCAUUUAAUGUGUGCUAAUAUUUACAUACUGUGCAGCUGGAGGUGGAGGAAGGGCAUGGAAUUAUUUCCACUUACUGUAUGUAUUGGGCGCGAGGGCAUACCGUGGCGCCGCCAUGCGGAGGCAUCCCUGUGACGUGCACGGUUGGAUUGCUCCGCUGGCCCUCUCCCGCUCAGCCCGCAGCCGCUUUCGCGUCUACUUUUUUAUUAUUAUUGUUGUACUUCACUUCAACGAAAUCAGUAAAAUACUGCUGCAGCUUCAUCACUGACUGUACGAAAUGCUAAAUAACUGCUCAUAAAAGAUGUUACGUCCCCAUAAUGCCUUAGACAGCAUCCUGACUGCCGGCGUCGUCUGCUAUGGCCACCGAUAUGGAAACCGUGGGGGCCGCGCACGCUGCUUUUGUAAAAAGUAACGAAUCAUUUUGCGUCGAAUGGGCUUUAGCUCGUGCGUGCGGCAAAGAAACAUAUUUUUUGUUGCAAGAAAUGCGGGGAACUGUGCAACGUCAUUCAUUGUAAGUUUGCAUAUAAUAACGAGCCGCGGUUGACACGACAAGCAUGGGUAAAUUUACGUUCCUGUUUAGUACACAUAGCCCUAUGACGCACGAUGACAGCGGCUUCUCCGCUUUGUGGGAAGCAAUCCAGUAUGCUUAGAGAUUCAUGCAGCCGCAACCUGUCUCAUAUGAUUGGAGACAAACGCACGAGAGCCAUAUGUACGCGCGUGCCUCAUUCAGUGUUGUAGCUAGAUAACGUUCCACAUGAGUUUGUCUGCGGCACGAUUUUAAUAUCUAUCUUUUGCUUCUCAUUACACGAAUUUUCGAAGGUUGUCACAUGUACAGUGCAUCUUCGAUCGCUACCCAGCCACAUCGGGAUGAAAAUUUUCGACGACUGACUCCGUUAUCCAGCUUGCACAAAGGGGCCAAUCGUGAUCGAAAAAUACGGUCCCGAUCGGGCUCGAUCGCUAUAGCAAAUGCACCGUGUGCCGGCCAGCCGUAUUACUUUUGCAUUUGAAUGGCCAUGCUGCAAGGUGUAGCUUACCGUGGUCUAAAUGGCAAUUUUAUGUUGCAGUGAAAAUACCAGCGUCCAGCAUUUAUAAAGCUUCAUUGAAAAGCAGUAUGACACUUCGCGGCUACUGUUAGAAGGUGAAUCAGUGUUUGAAGCUGGCCAUGUUUUCGCCUGUAGCGUAAAACAACAUAGAGAAGAACAAGUGACACUGGCUAUGGGCUCAUUUUACAGAAAUAAUCUAUAAGCAAGAAACCCAUGAGCUGAAGUCGAGAGUCUGAAGGAAACCCGUGUGGUCGGGAAAAGGCACGAGGACAAUUAAAAUGGACAUGAGCGCGAGGGGAUGGGAGGGGGGCGCAAACUGUGGUGGAAGUUACAUCGGCGAGACAGGUAACUUUCAGCAAAGACUCAAGCAGCACAUGUAUGACGUAAGAAAUGUUUCAUCUAACUCGCUGGCCGAACACGUAGAAGCAACUGGCCACGAAAUAGACCGGGAGAAGGCAAAGCUAACGGAAAGAGAAAUGAACUGGACUUCUCGGCUUUAUCUUGAAUCUCUUACAAUCCAGACAACGGCGCGCACGCUUCCCUUACAAAAUGAAUUUAGACAGUCUAUAGACUGUCCAAACCCCUUUUUAGACAGUCGAUAGAUUGUCUACAUACAUUUUUGUAAGGGUUAAUCGUCAUGACGGCAACUUUCCACACAUGUCCGCACGUUGCCUACGUCAUAUUUUAAAAAUACAUAACCGAACUGUUUGCGCAUUCAUUUUUAACUGUGAACAAGGCUCCCAUGUGGUAGCCGGAACGUCUUGCUUUUAUAAAUAUUCGUGGUCGGUGUCUAUUUUAACACCAUAAACUUGAAAUAACGAAAAAGAAAGACAGUUGAUUGCGGCAUCAUGCUCGUGAAAAACAGGGUAGCGGUAAAAGUGAAAGCUCACUCCUGGCCACUCGCGCACGUAGUGCAUGCACUGUGGCACGGAGCAGAAAUGUACCAGGCCGCCGAUAUAUUUACUGCACUUUAGCGGAUUGUGUAGUCUCUGGGGGUCCACACACAAGAAGUGAAAGCAAAACAGCGCUGUUCAAAAGCGAAAAUGCCGCGAAAUAGUGGUUAAAAACAACGAAUUCAACCGUCCGCUUCCCUUCGCCAGAGCGAGGCGAGGUCACGUGAUCCAACCCUGCACGUCACAGCGAUUGCAGCACCCGCGUCUCCAGUGGUGGGCCUCGCGCCCAAUACAGGGUGUUUCAUGUAACGAGAACCAAGGAUUUAAAAAGGGAGGGGGGGUUAUCUCAAGUGAAUGAAACCAGCAACAUGAUUUGUCGUCACGGGGAAUUCGAUAGGGUACCUUUUUAUAAUAAUUAGUUCAUUAACUAAGAUCAAUUAUGCAAAACCUUUAAUAUUCACUUUAGGGCCAAGUAUGUUUCGUUAUGUUGUAGGGGGCAUUCCAAAACAACUGAUCCAAUUUUUUUGUGACAACAUACAUACUGAGCGGCGAUCUUAUCUAGCGUUUAAAGAAAGCCUGCGGAAUAUGAAAUCAAACCAUGUGGCUGCGCUCAUGCGUUACCGCAUUGCAGCUCUCUUAACCAUGCAUGGAGUGAAACAGCCGUGCGCACGAACUGUCAGCCCAUCGCUUAUCAGUGACAGUGCUUUCUUGCUGUGUGCUGCUGUCAGAAAUGCUGACGCGCUGUGAAGCCGAUACGUAAGCUGCAGCUGCUCACUUCGCCCCGAUCCAUGCACACAGUUGUUUCGCUCAAAGCAUGGCUGAGACCACUGCAAUACGAUAACACAUAAGUGCAGUCAUAGGUUUUAUUUCAUAAUUCGGUUUUAUUCAGUUGUGGUUAAGUAUUUUUUUUUAAUCUGAAGAAGACACGCAAAUUGGGCGAGUUGGUGAGGUUCCAUGGUAAAAAUAGUGUAUAUCUUCUUCCUUUGUCUUGUGUUCAAGUAAGCGCUCUUUUAUAUUUUUACCACGUAUUUUUUUAAUCCUUGGUUCUUGUUAUGUGAAACAACCCAUUACAGGCACGCAUACACAUGAGGGUGUGUGCAGACCCUCCACAGAAGAUGGAAUCCUGGCUCCUCUGUGUGCAAGAAUUUAAUUUUCUGUUGACAGCUUUUUUCCUGUAAUGCAUGACUGCUGCCUAAAAGCUGUUCUAUCAUCAUGGCGUAACUUUAUCAAUAGUUGUUAUCGGUACUUCUUCCGCAAUGCGGUCACGUUCACCACAUUUCAGUGGGGCAAAAAGCAAAACCACUGGUGUAUUAGGUGCACAUUAAUGCCAGCUGGUCAAACAUGGAUAAUCUGAAGCUCUGCAGCCCCUCUGUAGCUUUGAAAUGUCAAACAAUUGACCAAUAAACUUGAUGCAGUGGUUGUCUCGGCUUGGAUGUUAUCGUUUGAUUCUUGGUUAGUCCACCACAGCCCAGAGAGAAACCAGAAGGUCUUGCCGUAGUCUUUUGCCCCUUCCUCUUAAGGGUUUACAAAUUUACAUUCGUUCAAAUAUGUGCAAAAAUUCAGUGCUUCUGUUUGCUGUACCACAAUGCUGCUGCAAAUAAAGAUUCAUUUCUACUGUGCAGCCAUAGUCGCAAUGCAUUCAAUGCAAUUGCAAUCAAUGCAUUCGAUGCAAAUGCGAGCCGAAUUAGUGCAGGGGCUAAAAACACUCCUUGAGUAACGAGGUUAAGAGGAGACAGAGCAACUUGAAAUAGAUGGGACCUGUGUCUAACAUUUAAACCUGGCGAAAUGCAGCUCUCAUUAUCACAAAAUAUUGUUUUGGCCUUGAAACAUAGCACUGCAGGCUCCAUGUACCAAGGUUAUGGUGCAUACCCAGAGCAGUAACCAGAAUACUUAAAAUGUGCAUAGCAUUUCUGUAGCUAGCAGAACGGAUUCCAUAUAGGUAGAUACUCUAACCUCUAGUGUGACAUCGCUAACUAUCUAACUAUCUGCUUCUUUUAGCAGCGAAGCUGUUUAAGCCGGCUGUAAUAACUUUGGUGUCUACACAUGUGUACAUAAAACUGUCAUCAUCAUGAACGGGUAUGUGCCACAGAAAUUGGGCAAAUCCCUCUACUCGCCGCUGGUCCACUAAAAAUGAAGAAGGCAGCUGACUUGCAGCACACAUCAAUUUAGAUUUCUAGACAGACGUAACCAGUGAUUGAGAAAAGCUUUAUUAAACCGUCAGGAUUAACCCAGUGAUAAACACCAUGGCCGCACGUUUUGGCUUUGCUGUGUGCUUCAGCGGUGCGUACAACGAGAUAAUACUAGGGAACGGGAGAGGCAGCAGUGGCUGCGAGAAGACCCCAGAGUGAUGGAAGACCUACGCAAAUGAUGACGUCCCCGUAGAUCUAUGGGAGGUGCGAACGCUUGGUUUCAGCGCAAGUUUCUGUCUCUGGAGUUUGAACAUCCGUGUCGUGUCUGUGACUGUUUGUGAUUGAACUCAAACCCCUCUGCGCUGAGAAGCAACCUAGAAACAACCUAGCAUCACCUAGCUAAAGCCUGGCAAAAACUUAGAAGCAGCUAGAUUAGACUUCAUAAUAGUCCAGGUGCGCUGUUUCAAGCCUUGUGCGACUUAGUGCAAGGUUCAAUUCUUUCUUUUUUUUCCCAAUGUUUGUGUGGCAGCUGUCAGUGUGGCUGCACUUGGUACACAGGUAAUUAUGCAGCGGUGCUUGGUCAAGGCAUUGGUCAUUUGAAAAGAUCUUGUACUUAACUGUUCCUUACCGUAUUCAGAAGAGGUGUUACUGUGGUCAGCAACAAUGUAGGAGAAGAAUCAGAAAUGAUACAAAUCAAGGAGGGGGUAAUUGUAUGAUGUGAACUAAAUAUGCAAAUAAAUGAUGCAGAAGUAAAAGUGAUAAUAGAUUGCACAAAAGGUAUAAUGGGUGUACAAGACAGACUUGCAUGUAAUCAAUUUUUUUUCAUAUUUUGUAAUUGAUCAAUUACAUUCUUACUUGGUAACAGUCCUUGUAAUUGAAUUACUUUUUUCCUGUAAUCAGUUGCAUAUAGCUGCUACUUCAUUUGCAAGACAAGCUCCUGUAACAGGAGAUGCCACAUGCACAGUAGCCAUGAAACACGUGCAUGGCAGCAUGAUGGGUAUGCAUGUCUUGUGGAGAUAGGUUUGCGAGACGCUUACCCUACGAGGCGACUGGCAAGAGACGCGACGUUCUCCACUGCCGCAGCGAACAAAGACGCUACGGCCGGAUUCGUCGACUCUCUGCCGCGGCACAGAAAAGGCACUCGAGGCAGGUUGGCAACAAACACGGGUUUAUUAACCCAAGAUGCAGCACAGUACGACAGUCACGGGCUUGCAGGCCAUAAAGGGAACUCCGCAAGACCGACCGAGUACACUUGCCAGCGGCGCUACGACUAUCGCACAAAGGGCAGCAGUCGAGCACACAAACGAGAAGCCGCCUGCUAGAGCAGCGUGUCAACCUCGUGCUGGCCUGAGAGCAUCUGCCGCUGGCAAGCCAGCGCCAGACAGAAGCGAGCUCAAGGGGGAAGGGGGUUGUCACUGGCGGCCGAUGAGGACAGGCGUUGCGCAGUGACGUGGACUAGAGUGGUCAUGUGGUGGCACGAUCAUGCUCCGGGCAUGUCCGUACACGUGGCUCGUGCGGGAAAGACCAAACCAUGGCUCGUACCAAGCAGAAAGGCCUGGCGGCGUAGCCAUGGUAGCCAUGUCGCCGAUUAACGGCGGUUCCCGGCGCUUGAGCUGCGCGGGGCCAGCAUACGCGCUAGCUGGGGAACGAGGCGCCAAAGGGGAGGGUGCGCUCAAUUCCUACAAUAUGUAUGCGAUUUCUAGACAUCUCUUCAAAUUCUGAAGCCCAUGCGGUUUAUUUUCUCCGCUGUAAUAAUUUAUAUAUUUGUUUUGGCUUGUCAGUUUUACGAAAAUGUCGUUUCUUCCAGAUGUGUGAAAAUGCCUGACUGGGAUUACAGUAACCAUCGAGAACAAAAACGAAAGACUGUAAUCCAGGUUUCAAGUGUAUUAUUAUUAGUGAAGUAGCAAUGCACAAUAUGUAAGGAGUCAUUUUACAAACUGUACAGUGACCUAGAAAGAAAAAUGCAUGGAUUUGUAAAUGGAGCAGGAAACAUUAAUGAAGCAGUGGUACACAACUAAAGCAAGAACGAAUGUGUAAAAGACAGCAAUAAAUCUAGAUGUCAGGCCGCUGGUUUUUUUUACCUUUGUAGUGGGUACGAUUCAGUGAGUGGGUAAGAAAGGAAGCCUCGCUAAAUUCCUCCGGCUUUAAAUAUUUCAUUAUUAGUCAUUUCACAUGUAUGUAUUAACUGUAGCUGCAGCCCAGUAGUGACAACAUAUAUAACCAAAUGUACACGUGCUCCUUGUGUAUUGGGUAUGAGCCAUUUUAGUGGGAAGAAGGAAGACGAUGGCCUUCCGUCCUGGCCAGACGAAGCCACGCACCAUCUUGGUGCCAAGGAUGCAGCGAUCAGCCGUGGUGAGUGAGGACUCGCUCCUGGCACCUCUGGACCAAGGCCUGCACCAGGUGGGGCCCCAGCUGCAGAGCCUGCUGGCAAUGCUCGAGUGGCAGACGGGCCAGAAGCGGUCCACUCUGUUCAUCAUCAUGGUCGUGCUGCUGUGCAUCUACAUGGUCACCAGCAAGAAUGCCCCACUUGUCUGCAGCCUUGUCAUCUACCUCAUCGCUGCCUACUCCUCCUUUCACAACAUAGAAAAUUCUUCCAAAAAUGAUGACAGCCGAUGGAUUAUUUUUUGGCUCAUCUUUGGCUUCUUCAAUAUGAUGGACUACUUCACUGACCAGAUUAGGGCGAACUUCCCUCUCUUCUGGUUGUUCAAGCUUUUGUUCUUGACCUGGUGCCUGGCACCGACUGGAACCAGCGGCGUGACUGUCAUCUAUUUUCACCUGCUGUAUCCGCUCUUCCUUGGUGUGAAUGACUACUGCGUCAUGGAUUUUGAAAGCAGCCAGUCGUUCUGUAGCCGCAUUUGGCGUCAGUGCUACCCGUGGAAGCAGGAGCCAGAACCACGAGCCAGGAAAAUGGAAGAUUCCGGAGAGCCUGCUCGGCCAGCUGUUCUGGAGGAGCCACCCCAUGCUUCUGAGAAAGAUUCUGCGACUAGGAAACCAGCUGGUGAUGGCAAAGGCAAAAGAUCACCAGUGCAUAAAGCUGACGAUGUCAAAGAGAAGAAAGCAGCAAGCAAGGUGGACGAUGAUGCUGCCAACAUUGCAACACUUUCCGCCACAGGAAAAGACAAGAAGCCAGAACCCGUUGGUUUGUCUGAGGCCGCUGACAAGGGGACAAAAGAAGAGGUUCAUCCUGCUGCUCACAAAACAGGUGCCGGCAAGGCAUCAGAUAAGCACAAGCACACAGAGUCUGGACAGCCCUCUUCUCCCAAUGGCAGCAAGGAGUCGGCCAUGCCAGCUGGCAAAGCAUCACAUCACUUGCAUGAGUCACACUCGGCUGCUGCCCCCAAGUGUAGCAAACCGCCAUCCCAGACUGCCAGUGACACCGUCAUCAAGAGCAAGACGGGUUCGCAAGAUGAAGGGACCUACCAAAGCCACCUCAGCUCAUACCGAAACACACGGCACGAGAGAGGCGCUGGAACGAGUUCGUGGAAUGACGUUAGCCUGUUCUCCAGGAAAGCAGAUGACAGUGGACCAGCAGCAAGAAAGUGUGAUGAUGACCGUGGAGGCUCAUUGCUUGCUAGUAGCAAGAGCAGCAUCCCCGUCAUUCAGCCUGUGGUCCAACCCUUGUUCAGUCUGUACAGCUCUCCCUACAGCUCAACAAACAAUGUCUCUGGCCAGCCGCCUGCAGGGCCGUAUGCAUUUGGCCCCAGCUACCCCAGCUAUCACGCAGGACCAUUUUACCCGGGCUGCCUGCAACGACCUUCAUUGGGCUACAACAGGCCACGGAUGCUACUCUACAACGGACAGAGACCAAAAUCACUGGGCUUGAGAAAUGCACCCUGUCUCGAAGAGUCGGAGAGCGACGUAGAUGACUCGAGAAAAAGGAAGAAUCCAAACACUAAGGACAAGGUGCAAGAUGAUGAUGAUGGUGCAAUUCAGAAAGAGGAUCACAGGGCUGGUCCUAACAAGGAGGAAGGGAAGAAGGCAGCCACUGAGGAAAAACUGGAGGUUGAGAAGAGGGCAGACAAGAAGACUGCUCAUUGAUAUGCUAGUCAACAAAAGCAGCGGCUUAAAAAAUGAUUUGCAGCUCAUACCUGUAUACUCAAGGUUGAUGAGCAUUGCCUGAAGGCAGCGUCAGAUUUAUGCGGCCAGGAUAUCUACAAAUUGUUCUGGACCUAAGCUUUUUCAGUUGCGACUCAAUGUCCACAAUUUGAAGGACCUGCUUAGACGAACAUGUGUUCACUUUUGUCUUGGCUUUUGGUCCCACUCAAACUGCAGCAUGCUUAGUAGCAGAUAUCUGAGCACCCUAUGCAAAUUUACUUGCUGAAAAUUGCACACACCCUUUAAUUAUUGUGCUGUAGCAAGCAAGAAAUGAAUUGUGUUUGGAAGGUGUUGCUUUGUUUUGUUUUUCCCUAUGUAAAUUGGUGCAUUAUUAGGAUAGUUUAUUACUUUGACAAAAGGGAUCAAACAAGUGUCAAGUUGCAUCAGAGCUGCAUAAAAUUGAAGGAUAUCCAAUCUUGACUAGUUGACAAUUCUGCCUUGAAGCUGUUAUUCAGUCUAUGCUUGUAAUGUAUAAACUCUGGAGUCAAGUGUAUGGAUUCAUUUGCGUCUCAUUUUAUGGGGCUUCAGUGCAGGUGUCAGCUCUUACAGGCAGCAUUGUUCCGAAGAUAUAGUAGGUUUUCUUGUGUGCCUCAGUGAGUCACUGUGCAAGCAGAUGGUGAUACUAUAUGAGAGUAAUAUAAAAGACCUGCACAACAAGUGUGCAAAUUGUGUAGCUCAAGUUCAGCACAACACGACACAAAUGAAUGCUUACUAUUCUCCAUCCACUUAAGUUUGACAGGUUGCCGACCACACAGAGGUCAGUGCACUGUAACGCCCACCCGCAUAGGCCACCCUUGUAAAUGAAGUGACAGGCUGGUGAGGGAAAAUCAUUGAGGCUGGCCAAAUGCGUGCUCUAUCAAAAAAUGUGUGUGCUGACACACAUUUCAACCUGUUACCUAACCAGGCAUCUCUGAAACUUUUUAGUGCGUUUAUGUAUGUAAGUGCCCACUCCGCUUCCUUUGAAAGCUUACAUUAAGCUUCAGUUGUAUGUGAGCAUCUGUCCUGUUCACAACAUUUCUUCCGGUACGGUUUUCCACUUACGACAUUACGAUGAUGCCCCAACCAACCCAACAAUCAACCCUUGUGAAAUUUUUAUUCUCAUAGAAAAAAUAAAUUUUAUAAGUUUAUUGCUUAACUUUCUAUGUUUUAAGGUAGAGUGACCUUGGUUUUCAUGCUGCAUUUAUUUUUGUCCUUUCUCCCUACUUUUCCACCGCCAACACAAGCCCACAGUUGACAAACCAUGUCUGUUUUAUGUGAGCAUGGUUACGCUUUAAAACACGUAAAAUAUUUUGCCAAAUUAGCUUGAUUUAGUAUUUUUGAGCAGAAGCAAUGGCUGCCUCAGAAUCACCCACACGUAUGAGCACAUCAUGCCAAAUAAGUUCCCAAACAUGUGCUCCGCCCAGUCGAGUAUGCUGAUUCAAUAUAUACUUGCAUUGCCUACUUUCUGUCAAACGUAUGGAAAGUGCAGAGCGUGGAAAAGAUCAACUGAACAAAACGGCCACUCGGUUACUGGUGUCAUAGUACUUACAACAUUGAUAGUAGUGACACUAUCAAUGUUGCUUUCAAGCAAUGAGUGACAUAGUAUGGCGUCUC
Rhipicephalus sanguineus (brown dog tick) is the source of this 10398-nucleotide messenger RNA. Its product is annotated as translation initiation factor IF-2. Bases 6994 to 8748 code for a protein of 584 amino acids. NCBI's taxonomy places the organism in Eukaryota, Metazoa, Arthropoda, Arachnida, Ixodida, Ixodidae. The transcript has 7 exons. The record is from RefSeq and is a predicted model, not a curated record.